Molecule: messenger RNA, 1689 nt
Organism: Ceratitis capitata (Mediterranean fruit fly)
Lineage: Eukaryota; Metazoa; Arthropoda; Insecta; Diptera; Tephritidae
Exons: 4
Coding region: 206-1525 (439 amino acids)
Source: RefSeq, a predicted model, not a curated record
UUUGCCACAAUAGUUUUGCGCUAGACACCGAUCGCGUUAGACAUAUUUAGUCGGAACAAGUUUGAGUGGCUCAAAAACGUCAAAUAUUUGUGCAGAGAAAAAUUCCCAAGGGAACAAUUUAAGUGUGUCUCUGAACAAAGACAAAUAACAAUACAAAAUCCGAAAAGGUGCAAAAAAGAAAAAAAAAGAAAAAGCAAGUAAAAAAAUGUCAACAGCUGAUACAAAUGCAAAAGGCAAAACAGAAUUAAAAGCCGCUAUUAGUAAUGCGGCAACAGAUGGUAGUGGCGCUGCCGCCGCCGCUGCUGCCGCACGUCAAGUGCCUGAGUGGCUUAAGGCGGACUUAUUUCUGGAUCUGCUCAAGAAAAAUGUACCCGAUUUUAAGGCAGUAAAAAGCUUCAACGCCAAACCAGCACAAAAUGCGGGCGAAAACUAUGCCACCCUAAUGGCAUUGGUGCAAAUGGAGGUGGAGCUAAGAACUGGCAAAACGAAACCCGUGUCGUAUAUGCUUAAGUUACCUAUAGAAUCGGUGCAAAAGCUAAUGCAAGGCAUCAAUAUAUUCUAUGUGGAGAGCACUAUGUAUCGCGAUGUCAUACCAGAACUGGAGAAAUUCUAUAGUGACGUUGGAGUUGACGUGAAAUUUACGCCACAAUUUUAUGAGCUGAAAACACCAUCCGAGUUCGGUGUGAUACUCAUGGAAGACUUGCGUGUGCGUGGAUUCAAAAAUGCCAAUCGUUUGGAGGGUUUCGACAUGGAGCAUACUAAGAAUGCUCUGAAGAAGUUAGCCCAAUGGCAUGCUGCAUCGGCGGUGCGUAUAGCGGUGAAGGGGAAGUAUCCGAAAAUUGUGAGCACUGGUAUUUUCACCGAGGAAUUCAUCAACAUGAUGAAAGCUAUGAACCAAUCAUCUACGCAAUUAUUCAAUGAAUGCGUACGCACAUAUAAGGGACAUGAGGUGUACAUUAAGAGUAUGGAGAGGGGCCAAGAAAAGGUGUUUGAAAAUUUCAUCGAAUUAAUUAAUCCCGAUCCGAACGAUUUUAACGUUUUAAACCAUGGCGAUUUCUGGGCCAACAAUAUUAUGUUCCAAUAUGAUGCUUUUGAAAAAAUCAAGGAGACUUAUUUCGUGGACUUUCAAUGCUCACGUUAUGGCUCACCAGUACACGAUUUGUAUAAUUUGCUAAUCGCUUCGACGAGUUAUGAGAUUAAGUUGAAAAACUUCGAUUACUUCAUCAAGUACUACCAUGACCAUUUGGUUGAGAAUUUAAAACUGCUAAAAUACACGAAAAAGUUUCCUGCCUUAAAGGACAUCCAUAUAGCUUUAUACAAAUAUGGGAUUUUCGGCUUAGCCGCUUGUUCCGGUCACAUGGCCAUUGUGUUGUUGGACCCAACUGAAAUGGCUACCAUUGAUAAUUUACUUGGCAAUACGCCAGACGGUGUCGAGUUCAAAAAGUUAAUGUAUACAAACGAACGGUAUCGCAAACACGCCGAAGAUGUUCUGCCAUGGCUAUAUUAUCGCGGUGCGUUUGAGUGAUAAGCCAAGUUGUGUGAUAACAAAAAUGCAAUGUACAUUCUAUUACAAGUAUAUACCGUUACCAUUGCCGUUAUAUUAUCAAACUAUAUAUAUGUAAUCAAUACCAGAGUACAAUAUUUCUAUUAUUAUGUGUUUUAUAAAAAUAUACAAUUAAUAAUUUGCAA